AUGGUCCAGCUAACAAGGAACAGAAGUCAGUCUCUAAUUACCCGACCAAUGGCCCCUCCGCCGCAAGCACCGGAACGUUCCCUCGAGGCAUGUGCCUCUACUGCCUCCCUCUUCCUCUACGCCCAAGGCUCGUCCAUCCUCUGCCUCCACCAUGAUACCCUCGCGCUCGAUCGACGGUUCGAGAAUCACCAGGAAGAUAUCGCUUUUAUAUCGGUGGAUAACGUUAGUGAGCGAGGACAGGGACGACUGGUUGUGAGCUACGAUGUCGGACAGACUGCUAUCGUGUGGGAUCUAUUCACGGGGACGGAGAUUGCAAGGUUUGCAGCUUUUGAGCCGUUAAAGGUGGCUUCUUGGAUGCGGAAUGGGAAUGUUGCUUUUGGGAAUACGAAAGGCGAGGUUAUUCUUUUCGAACCGUCGACUUCGGAACAUGUCUUGACUGGUACCAUUUCUGAGCCUAUUACGACACUGGCGCCGGGUGCUGAUUGUCGGACAUAUGCAAUUGGAUACCAAAAUGGCACCACCCUACUCGCAACGCUCCACCCUACCUUCAACAUCCUACACACACUCACAAUCUCCCGCAAUCCGUCGCCCUUGGUCAACUUAUCGUGGCAUGCAUCAUCAUCGAAACAAAAAUCGGAUAUGCUGGCCUCGCAGGCAUUGAAUGGCGACUUGAAAGUCUGGAGCGUCUCAAAACCCGCCGAAAAAGAACCACCACGAACCAUUCGAGUUUUGAAGCGAUCGGAUACCGCAGCCUCAGGACCACAGUGGAUGGCUUGGUCUAAGAAUGGAAAGAUAUUGCAGUAUAUGAAUGGAGAAGCAUGGUCUUGGGAUGUCAGGACCAAACACGUUACUUCUGAGCGUAUUCCGGCUAUCAAUGGCGUUCGUGGUAUUGCCAAUUAUGGACCAACGGCCACUUUGUUCACCCUUGGUCCAAACUUCGCAGUGCAGCAGUAUGACUUGGAAAUCUCCACCAUGGUCGCCAAUGUGCACCACCCCCCGAUGUCUUCAGGAGAUGCACAGUUACUACCUUCCCGCUCGCUACAAGAUUCGCCGGAAAUCAAAGAAUCCCCGUACCCAUUCGACGGCCGACGCACACCCUCGGACAACGAGCAACCGCACGCAGACCUGGCAAGUCCUGCCUCCUCGCGCAGCAACGCAAGCUCCAAGGCCUCUGGAAGAUACCGCAUGCCCCUAGCCUCACCACCGAGUAGGUCCGAACAGAGCAACACUCCCGCUUCUACACUUCCAUCAAGCAGUGAGAGGAAUACGCCACAGCCUUCGCAUGGAUAUGCCCCGUCAAUGUCGACGUUGUCUACGAAGAGUUCUCGUGCGGGAUCACGAUUAAGGAAUGAGGUUCAGUUCAGUCCUGCCGACAAGCAGAUCGAUUUGUUUCCUUUUCUCCGGACGCGCUUGAACGACGUACCGUACGGGCAUCAUCAGCCUCUAGAUGAGACCAAUCUUACCCCGGACGGUCUUCGUCAGCGAAUGUUGAGCAUGGUUUUUGGAUGGGAGGGGGAUGUCCAGGGGUUGAUACAGGAUGAGCUCAACCGUCACCCCCCAGGGAGCCAGAGCUCGAUUCUCUUGGCACAAUGGCUCGGUGCAUUAGACACGGAUGAAAUGAUAUCUAUGAUUUACUCAGGCCCUGUCUCCAUUUCCGACUGGAUGAUCAUGGCCUUCAGCCAGAUGAGCGGCCAAGCCCAAGCGAACAAAGUUGGACAGGCCUUCGUGCAGAAGCUUUUAGAAACAGGCGAUAUUCAUACUGCAGCAACGAUCCUUCUCGGUCUUGGAGACAAAAAUGAUGCUAUCGAAGUCUACGUCUCUCAGAACUACUUCCUGGAAGCUAUCCUCAUGACAUGCCUUUUGAUGCCAACAGACUGGCAACGACAAUCGUACCUUGUCCGUCGAUGGGGUGAGCAUGUCGUUUCCCAUUCCCAGCAGCAACUUGCGAUUCGAUGCUAUAUGUGCACUGGCGCGGAGCCUUCAGAGCCCUGGACCUCACCAGCAGCCCAGAAUGCUGCUACCUUUGCAGAGGGACAACGGUCACCAAUGGCAUCUCCCGGACCUGCACACCCCGUCUCCCCACCAUCUCAGCGAAAGCAAGCAGCCACUCAGAAGGCUAUUGCCAAGACUCCUGCUUUGAAAUUGAUCACCUCAUUUGAAAAUCCCAAAAUGCGCCUUCCGGGAUUGAAGUCUGAUAACCAGACGCCUACCAACGUACCAUGGAUCACACCAAUUGCAGAGUCUGCUGUUGGCGAGUCGGCUUUGUCACCAGGCGGACUGGCCUCAUGGCGAGCGAACAAUAUGCAGAGCUUGAAUCAGGCGGUGGGCUCACGGUCAAAUACCCCCGGUUUCAGAGGACGCCUUCCGUCCAUUGGAGAAACACCAGUGGAUGUCGAGCCGCCUACCUUCCCUCCUACGCCUUUCCGUAGGGGAGAAUACUCUACGACAUCGGACAGUGAGGACCAGCAACAAGACCAGGGCAAGGAGCAGGAGGAAGAGCCGUCACUGCUGUUACCAUCCGCCAGAUACGACCCUAAUCAAGAGACCAAGUCAACCCCGCAGACCGCCAUCCCAGCCAGUUCAGAAAAGUUCGCCAAUAUCAAGGGCCUCCCGUCCCCAGCGCCAGGCGUGUUCGAGGCACUUCAUUCGGAGAGUCGAAAUGGGUCGAGAGAUCGGAAGCCAGAUGGACUGCAGAUAAGCCUGUUCCAAGACCAGCUUGAAAGAAUGAGCAAUAGCAGGAGCCCGUUGUCGUCGUCGAACAGCCUCCAAACCGCAAAGACCCCGAGUACGGGUGGGUACAGCAUUGAUCAGUUUAUCCACAGCUUGGAUGAGGCAAAUCAAUUCUCGAAUCUGCAGCAGCAUGUGGACGGUCAGAGUACCACUCCAGGAUGGAACGAGGAUCCGUACAACCAACUGCCACUGUCUCCGCCGCCCAUGUCACCAGAGGAAGCAACGCAAGAGGAAAGAUACAGGGCCAAGCACAGCAGAUCCCAGUCGCGCAAUGAGAGCAAAGUGGGGAAACCUAACUCAAGGAACUCCUCACGACGCCGCCACAAUCGCUCUACGAGCCGCAACGCAGCUGGCCGCACGAGUGAUCGGAAUGAUCGUGGUCGUAGCUCCGAGAGAGAUGGGUCUGGUGCCAUGUCUCCGUCUUCUUCAUUGCCGAUGUCCCCAAUCGACGAUGCUUUGAGGAUUGUUACGAGUGAUCGGGAACGGCGCACGCACCAGCGGAGUAAUAGCCGUCGUGGGGAGCAAAUCCCUGGUCGACGGAGGGAUCAAUCUGCUGAGCCAGUGAGACCGGGUAGUCGUCAGACUCGCGAGCAUGAACCCGCCACGGACGAGGAGUUUUCAACGUCUAACGCCAAUGGUAUGAGUCAGGAGGAGCAGGGCCUUGGGAAUACGGACACAUCCGAGCAGGAAACUCGCGAGCUUCCUUUUGUGGUUGGUAUAUCAGAGCAGCGAAGGAAGGAGCUUGCUGCCGCGGAAUUGGAAGCGCGACGAUUGUCGCUGGCACGAAACCCGUCUGCGCCCAAUAUCCCUUUCCCUGGGGAUAUUCGAUUGAAUACUCGAAGCCCUCCUGUCGGUCUUCCAUUUUCCAUUAGUCCUUUUGGUCAGCGUUCGCAGGCGAGACAGAGGGCUCCCUCGAUCAUGGAGUCUCAGAGUAAACGAAGCAGCUCUGAUUCCGGAUCUUCUCAACCAGGGCUACCAACAAGCCCAUCAUCAUCAUCAUCACUGCGACAAGCCAAGUACAACAACGGCACCAGCAACGGUCAAGAAGACAAUGCAGCAGAUGCCCCUAUUCUACUGAGCGCCGCCACUUACCAACCCGAGGAAGAGAGAAUCGGCCGCUCCAUGUCCGUUCCCAUGCCAGAAACCCACCACAGCCCACCAGUCAACGCCAACAUGCCUCCAAACAUCCCAAUGCACCCCAGAUACAACCCCAACCUCCCGCGCAGUCGCUCGACAAGCCGGUCCCGUCAUAUAGGCCAUCGACGUGAGAACUCUCGAGAACACGGAAGCCCUGGUAGCUACUUUGGUGGUUCUCCUGUGGCCGUUAGUAUCGAGGAAACCCUAGCAAACGCAGACCAUCAACCGCCUAUCCUUCCAGAACUCCAACACCUCAACACGCCCCCGCCCCCGCCACCUCUUCCUUUCUCUAAUUCAGCCUCUGCCUCUCUACGUGAGUCUUCCGGAACAAUCGACAUCGCUUUCGACAACGAAAAUCUGGGCCGCCUGCUUCCUCGCGCAAUGACCGCUGGCCCAGCAUUUACAAACACGAUGGAUGUCCGCACUAGCGUCAACGGCAGUGCAAGCGCAAGUCCCGAUCGUCGACGAAUGUCAUUCGACCAUCGUCGCGGGAAGAGUGCAAACGAGAGCUUCACCAGCAAGAUCCGGAAUUUUACUCGCAUGCGCAGUAACAGUCGCGGGCUGGAGGGAUGGGGAAGUCCGGCUGUUGAGACCGAGUUGCCGUAUGAGAGUGUGCAGAUGGUUGACAGGAUUUGA
This is a messenger RNA of Aspergillus glaucus CBS 516.65, 4503 nucleotides long. RefSeq names its product WD40 repeat domain-containing protein. The record is from RefSeq and is a predicted model, not a curated record. Gene Ontology annotation, cellular component: nucleus. The coding region runs from base 1 to 4503 and encodes 1500 amino acids. Gene Ontology annotation, molecular function: transcription factor binding. The transcript has 5 exons. NCBI's taxonomy places the organism in Eukaryota, Fungi, Ascomycota, Eurotiomycetes, Eurotiales, Aspergillaceae. Gene Ontology annotation, biological process: positive regulation of transcription by RNA polymerase II.